Messenger RNA from Paramecium octaurelia, 2886 nucleotides. The record is from the annotation of a GenBank genome assembly. NCBI's taxonomy places the organism in Eukaryota, Ciliophora, Oligohymenophorea, Peniculida, Parameciidae.
AUGAAUUUUUAGGUAAAACUCAAGUUGAGCAUCUUAAUAUUAUUUGUACCUGUGGGUUUUGUUGCUCUACUACAAAUAAUAACUUUGAAUGUAAUAUUUAUAACAAAUUUCUCUAAUUAAGCUGAACAUUUAUCAUUUGCAUUCUAUAAUGAAACAACGCAAACUACCCUGAAAUUCCGCCAUCAACUAGAAACCAUAAAUUUAGGUAUCAAAGUCAAUGCUGCAUUUAUUCUAUAAGAUUUAAUGAUGUCUAAUCAGUAAUUAUCACUCUAUCAAAACUUGGAACAAAUUAAAGUGUUCCUAAAUCCCUUAAUUAGUAGGGGCCAAAUAGAAAACUUUAAAUUUGUUUGUAAGGAUUCAUUUGAAUAUUCAAUUUAACAAAUAGAAAGCAAAUUUGAAUCGUGGAAUUCAACAAAUUAAGUUUUUGUUGAUUUAUUUAAGAAUUACUUUCGAUUCAUUAUAAGCUAUAAUCCUAAUAAUGAUUGCAAUAUAUAAGUUUUCGAAUCUAUUUCUAACUUAGUUAAUAAAGCAUAUAAAUAUGCUAAAUACGAAUUAUUACAAAAUCAAUUCAACUAUUUUAUGAUUAAUAAAUAAUUUUAUUAAUUCACUUAAAAUUUAUUUUUACCAAUUGAAAGCAAUAAAAUAGAAGAUUAAUAUGGAUAAUUUGUGAAUUAACUAUUAAUUUAAUAAAAAUUUGAUGAGAAUCAUUGUUUGAUCUAAGACACUUUAAUUUAAUAUUAUCCACAAAAGUAUUUCAUAUAUGGAUGGUUUUAUUCCUUAUAGAAAUAACAUAUAAAAUGUGAAAAAUAAUAAAUAUCUGAAGUUUUAUCAAUAAAGAUUUUUGAUGUCGAAAAAUUCAAAUAAUUGGCAGGUUCUUCCUAAAAUCAAGAAAAUCAUAAUGUAUCAUUAAUUGUAGCAUAAAGCUUAAUUAGUUUGACCUUUUUUCUGUAUGUUUGGGCAAUAUCUAUAAGGGUUAGCAAUUCCUUUUGUAUUCCUCUAUAAAAAUUGGCAAGACAAUUACAGAACCCAUUAAAAUAUCAUUUUGAUUCAAUGCCAUACAAGUCGCAAUUGCAAAACUGUAAAGAGAUCAAUAAAGUUUAGGAAAGCUUAUAAAUUUAUAUAUACUAUUAUUAGCUUUUAAAAAAGCAGCAUUUCUAUUCUGAUUAAGAUUAAGGGUCACUCUAUUUGAUAACUUUGUCUUAGCUUAGUGAAGUUUAUAAAUAUCAUAAAAAUAAUUGGUAAGUAAGUGUUUGUGCAAAUAACAUUGCAUAAGUCCAUUUGAAAAACAAGAGAUUCAUUGAAGCACUUAAGUUUUAAGCCAAAUCAGUGAUUUUGGGAUUCGAAGAAUACUCUAGUAUUAAGUAGAUCGAAAAAAUAAGAAAAUAAUUAUUAAAUAGUCAGAAAACUAUAUUAUAUCAAUUGAAGUAGAAAUUAAGGCGUUUUGUAAUUAAUAAAUUCGCUGGGAGUACAAAUAUAUUACAUUCUGAACACAUAAAUAGAAAUCGAUUGUAUUCUAUUAAUCUACAAAAUCCAUAUAAAUAGUGUAAUAUUUAAUAAAUUUAAAUAACUGAAAGAUUGCCAUUAACUAAUUAUUUAAAAAGUGAAAAUUCAUUGGAUAAGAUGAUAUCUCUUCAAGAAUUAGCUUUGUAACAGGAUUUACACGAUGAUGAAAAAAGAUUUUACAAAUUAACCAUAUUAUUUAGAAAAUACACAUUUUGUAGAAUGCUAUAUAAAUUUUGUAUUAAGGAAUAACCCAGUUUACUUAACGAAGCUAUACGAUCGCUAAGUGAAUUAUUUGAAGAAAUUUCCAAUAAGAGGUUCUCUGAAAACAAAUCAAUAGUAGGAAUUAAAAUUUAAUUGCUUAUAAUGAAGUUUUGCUGCUUCCAAAAAUUAAAUUUGAUGGAGAAGGCUAUAUUGGAGUUGUAUCAAAUCAAAAUACUUUACUAAUAAUAUGCAAUGACAGAUUAGUCAAAAUUAGUAUUAAAUGGAUUUGACAUUGUGUUAUUGACAUCAAAUGAAUUUAUUUAAAAUGCUAUUAGAAAAUUGAAAAUAGUUGUAUUAAUGAAAAAUUAAGAGUAUUAAAUUGCUGGUGAAAAAUGUAUAAAAAUUAUCAAAAAGAAUAGUUAGAACAUAUAUAAAUUGAACUCUUUUGCUUACAAGACCUUGUAAAGUAUCUUUAUAGAAUUGGGUCUUAAUCAGAAUAUAUUAUAAAAACUGUAUUUAGACAUAAAUUCGAAAUAAUUUAAGAUCUUCUUUUUGAUUGAUUACUCAUCAAAGGUUUCCUUUGAAUAAAUCUAAGUAUCGCAUUCGAUAUGUUCUUAUAUAAUGUAAAAAUUAAUACAUUUACGAGAAGUAGGCUUAUAUUUAUUUAAUAAUACUGUAUAUGAAAUGCUGCCAGCAUAGGAAUCUAAAUAGUAUCGAAAAUUCCUUUUGAAACAAUUUGAAAGAUUUUAAAUUCUUAAAGGCGGUGAAUGUAAAGUCAUAUAAUGUCUUAAUGAGCUAUUAAAUUAUAAAUUGAAUACUUAAUCCUUAUAGAAUGAAACUAAAUCAACAUAGUAAUCAAUGACAAUACCCAAAAACUUCUAAAAAUAGAAAUAACAAUAUAAUGAAAUUAUACAAACUUUUGUUUGUGUAUUUUCUGAGUUUUCAACAAAAAUAGAUGAAGAUUUAUUAUAGAACAUUCAGAUAUAAGCUAAAAGAGAAGAGAUCAAUCUGGUUCUGUUUAAUAUUGCAAAUUCAAAUAGAAAUCAUGAGUAGGCCAAAAAUUUUGCUAAAAAAGUCAAUGCCAAUUAUAUUGAAAGUGAUCAAGAGACAGUUGAAUGGAUUUCUUAGUUAAAUUAAUCUUCGGUUCCAAUUUAUGAAUAAGGGUAUCUUGAGUUUUUCUGA